Messenger RNA from Closterium sp. Naga37s-1, 2151 nucleotides. The record is from the annotation of a GenBank genome assembly. Lineage: Eukaryota; Viridiplantae; Streptophyta; Zygnematophyceae; Desmidiales; Closteriaceae.
AUGGCGGCACGUUCUGAGAGCUCUCAAAAUGCACCAGGAGCGUCGCACCAUCUUGAGAAGGACGUUCGGCUCGAACCAGACGCCGAGGCGGUGGAGGAGAUUCUAGAAGAUGACGCGGAAGAUGCGGAGAAGAAACGCGAAACUACGCGGAAAGAGCGACGAGGGGAAGCGGAGGCGGCAAGGGAGACUGGUGGGAGGGAAGGUGGAGACGAGGUGGGGGAAGGGGAGGAAGGGGAGGAAGAGGAGGAUUGGGAAAGGGAAGAGCACCUAACGAUUGGUGAUAUAAUGAAUCGGGCAAUCGCGGAGCAAGCAUUCCCGGGAGGAGCAGUCGCCUUUGGCUCAUUCGAGGGCCCUGUUUUCCACGCCUCCUUCGGCACUUAUACUUAUGAUUGCAACAGACCCAUCACCUUGGACUCGCUCUGGGACCUCGCCUCGCUCACCAAGAUCAUGGCCACUGUUCCCGCUGCAAUGAUCCUCUACGAGAAAGGUCUAUUGGACUUACAAGCCCCAGUGCAUCGCUACCUACCUGCUUUCGGAGCAAACGGCAAGCAUGUGGUGACGGUGCAGAUGCUGCUGACGCACACCGCUGGGCUGAGGGAGUUCCACCCGUUCUUCGCCCUCCAGCUCUCCACUCGUCAGCAGGUGAUUGACUUUAUAAUGGCAGACCAUCUCUGGUAUCCCCAUAUAGUCACGACUCGCUACAGCGACCUCUCCAUGAUUGUCCUCGCUCUCGUCAUCGAGCGAAUCACAGGCUGCCACCUCAGCACGUUCGUGCACCGGGAGAUCUUCAGCCGGCUAAGCAUGACUAGCACGGCGUACCGACCAAUCCCAGGGCAGCACGCCAGCAUGGGGGAAGCAAGGGAUGUGGAUCCGCGUGUGGUUCCCACGGAAGUGGACUCGCUGCAUCGCAAGAAGCUGCUGUGGGGGGAAGUGCACGAUCCCACAGCAUGGAUCAUGGGGGGCGUGGCGGGUCAUGCAGGGCUGUUCUCGACCAUCCUUGAUGUCGCCAAGUUCGCGCGUUGCAUGCUAGCAGGGGGCACGGAUCCAACCACGGGGCAUCAGCUCGUGUCAUCACGCACUCUCCGCCUCUUCACCACGCCGCCCCCUCCUUCUGAUCAUAACCCUCGACCCUUUGCCCUCGGGUGGGACGUGGCAAGCAGAAGAGGCAAGGAUGGGUACACAUCAGCGGGUCGAUUCAUGGGCCCACGUACAUUUGGCCACACGGGCUUUACUGGCACUUCGCUGUGGAUAGACCCGGAUCGCAACACCUUUGUGGCGCUGCUCUCCAAUGCCGUGCACCCCUCCGUGGACACCCCUUCGGCCCUCACCGUUCGCGACGUGCGUCCUCUCAUCGCCAACGCUGCUGUCACCACGCUCGGCCAAUUGGGCCUCCCUCGGCGCACCCUCACCUGGCAUCUGGGCUCACAGUCACGCACACAAUCAGGCGCACAGACAGGUGUUGAGAGUGGUGACAAGGUCAGUGCAGAAACAGGCCCACAGACCGUAGAUGGCACAACAAGGGUACAAGCGGCGAGGCGAGCAGAACGAGGAGCAGGUGGAGCAGGAGAGGCAGGAUCAGGAGCAGGAGCAAGAGCAGGAGGGGCAGGAGGGGCAGCAGCAAGAGCAGGAGGGGCAGGAGAAGCAGCAGCAGGAGGAAAAUCUCGUGCAGACUCGAUAUUUGGCGUAUCUCAAAACUCAGCAGCACCAGUAGGGGAAGCACCUUGUGCACUGCCGCAGCCAUGCCGACCGGCUGUGGGUUGCGAAGCAGCAGGGGCGUGCGAGGCUCUAGUUGGGUGCCAAGCUGGUUGCAUGCGUGGAGCAACAGAGGCAUGCAGAUUAGGUUGUGUAGCCAGCAGGUUUGUGGCAGCAAGUGUCUGCUUGGAAACGAAGCAGCAGCAGCAGCAGCAGCAGCAGCAGCAGCAGCAGCAGCAGCAGCAGCAGCAGCAGCAGCAGCAGCAGCAGCAGCAGCAGCAGCAGCAGCAGCAGCAGCAGCAGCAGCAGCAGCAGCAGCAGCAGCAGCAGCAGCAGCAGCAGCGGCAGCAGCAGCAGCAGCGAGCUAUUCCUUGCGGUUAUGCUGGCGCUAGCCUGUUCUUGGAUUAUCUUGCCCGCUCCCCUUGUCGUUGCCUGCUGCUGGCACUGCGGCUAAGUUGA